GCGAGCUGUCCGCGCCAGCUGAACUCUUCCCAAGUGUCCUGCGGGUCGGCUACCCCGUGCGAGUGGGUGGCGGGCUUUCUAGGUGCCGGCGGGCUUUGGGCGCGGGAAGGACGCAGGGAGGACCAGAUUUCUCCGAUCGGCUGCAGCUCGGAUCUCAGUCCGCGGUCGCUCAGUGUGGCGGAAGGCGCUCUGCCCGAGAAAGGGCGGGUAAGUGCGACGCUGCCGAGUCCCGCGCGACACCCGUGUGACUGCCAAGCUGGGAGCCGGCUGGGCUCCCGGACGAGACCAGUUGUACGGAGCCAAAGUUCCUUCCUCUUAGGCAACCUGAUCAGCUCUCCUUCUCCCGGGGCCGGCCCCAAGGCCCCGCCAUGGACAGCGAAAGCGAGGUGGAUUUUUCCAGCAACGGCGUCACCCCUUUGUGGCGGAGAAGGUCCACCCCUCCUCUCCAGCUCCUCGGCCGUAGCAAGCCGCGGCCACAGUCCUACCAAAGCCCCAGCGGGCUGUUGAUCACUGACUUCCCGGUGGAGGAGCUGGUCUCUCUGCCUACGCCGCAGACUCCCGCCUGCGUGUCCGCCGUCCCAGACGGCAGGACAGUGUCCAGGAGCCCCCAGCUUCUGUGCGCGCUUCGGAGGCCGGUGACCAAUGGUCGCACGCUGUCCCCGGACUAUAGGGCUGCUUCUCCUCGACUUCGACGACCCAAGUCACCCCUAGUUCUUCACGAGGCGUCGGGCGGCUCUCUGAAGUCCCCCACUAAUGGCACGGUGGCCUCGCCGGCGGCUCUGUCGUGCGCUUCGCCGACUCCGGACGCUCCUGCCUCAUACGACUCCGAGGAGAACCUCAAUGGGGUAACUGCUAGUAAAGUAUCUUCUCCCAUUGCCAAUGGCCUUGUCCUUAAAAACGACUCACCUGGCCCAGCUUCACGAACUGGUCAGACGGCUAGGGACUUGGAGCCCGGCCCCUUGAGACUCUCUCCUACUACCCAACACAAGUCUUCAGAACAGAAACUGCCGCUCCAAAGGUUGCCCUCCCAAGGGAAUGAGCUCCCGAACCCUUCUGUGGUUUUGAGUACCAACAGCCCCGCCGCCCUCAAGAUGGGAAAGCAGCAGAUCAUCCCAAAAAGCCUUGCCUCGGAAAUUAAGCUGAGUAAAUCCAACAGUCAAAACGUAGAGCCCCAUAGGAGGCUCCUCAAGGUGCGCAGCAUGGUGGAAGGACUGGGAGCACCCCUGAGCCAGGAAGGGGAGGAAGGCGAAGUCGACAACGACAUGGACAGCCCCGGCUCUCUGCGUCGAGGCUUGCGAUCCACUUCUUACCGAAGGGCAGUGGUCAGUGGCUUUGAUUUUGACAGCCCCACCAGCUCAAAGAAGAAGAACAGAAUGUCCCAGCCUGUUCUGAAGGUAGUGAUGGAAGACAAGGAGAAGUUCUCCAGCCUGGGAAGGAUAAAGAAAAAAAUGCUGAAAGGACAAGGAACAUUUGAUGGGGAAGAAAAUGCAGUGCUGUAUCAAAACUACAAAGAAAAAGCCCUAGAUAUCGACUCUGAUGAAGAAUCAGAGCCCAAAGAACAGAAGCCAGAGGAAAAGAUUGUGAUUCACCAUAAGCCACUGAGAUCCACAUGGAGCCAGCUCUCUGCGGUGAAAAGAAAUGGGCUGUCUCACACAGUGAGCCAGGAGGAAAGAAAGAGACAAGAGGCCAUCUUUGAAGUCAUAUCUUCUGAGCAUUCCUACUUACUCAGCUUGGAGAUCUUGAUACGGAUGUUUAAAGAUUCUAAAGAACUGAGCGACACGAUGACUAAAACAGAGCGGCAUCACCUUUUCUCCAACAUCACAGAUGUCUGUGAGGCCAGCAAAAAAUUCUUUACAGAGUUAGAGGCAAGACAUCAGAACAACAUCCUUAUAGAUGAUAUAAGUGACAUUGUAGAAAAGCACACCGCAUCCACAUUCGAUCCCUAUGUGAAAUACUGCACCAAUGAAGUCUAUCAACAGAGAACUCUGCAGAAGUUGUUAGCCACCAACCCUUCCUUUAAGGAAGUACUGUCACGGAUUGAGUCACAUGAAGACUGCAGGAACUUACCCAUGAUCUCUUUCCUCAUUCUCCCCAUGCAGAGAGUGACUCGCCUCCCCCUGCUGAUGGAUACUAUCUGUCAAAAAACACCCAAGGAUUCUCCGAAGUAUGAAGUCUGCAAAAGGGCCUUGAAGGAAGUGAGCAAGUUGGUUCGACUGUGCAAUGAAGGAGCACGGAAGAUGGAAAGGACGGAGAUGAUGUACACAAUUAAUUCCCAGCUGGAAUUUAAAAUUAAGCCUUUUCCCCUCGUCUCCUCUUCCCGGUGGUUGGUGAAAAGAGGGGAGUUGACAGCCUAUGUGGAAGACACCGUUCUGUUCUCAAAGAGGAUGUCCAAACAACAAGUCUACUUCUUCCUCUUCAACGAUGUGCUUAUUAUCACUAAGAAGAAGAGUGAGGAAAGUUACAACGUCAAUGAUUAUUCUUUAAGGGAUCAGCUGUUGGUGGAAUCUUGUGACAGUGAAGAGCUUAAUUCUUCUCCAGGGAAGAACUCUUCCACAAUGCUUUACUCAAGACAGAGCUCUGCCUCUCACCUCUUCACUCUGACUGUCCUCAGCAACCAUGCCAGUGAGAAGGUGGACAUGCUGCUCGGCGCUGAGACCCAGAGUGAGCGAGCCCGCUGGAUCACAGCUCUAGGACACAGCAGCGGGAAGCAGCCACCAGAUCGAACCACACUGACCCAGGUGGAAAUCAUUAGAUCUUUUACUGCCAAGCAGCCAGAUGAACUCUCCCUACAGGUGGCAGAUGUAGUCCUCAUUUAUCAGCGUGUUGGCGACGGCUGGUAUGAAGGGGAACGACUUCGAGAUGGAGAAAGGGGCUGGUUUCCAAUGGAAUGUGCAAAGGAGAUAACAUGCCAAGCUACUAUUGAUAAGAAUGUGGAGAGGAUGGGACGUUUGUUAGGACUGGAAACCAACGUGUAAUCUCUCAGAUGGCCAACAGAAUGGGGGCUGGUUUUCCUGUUAUCACAGUCUGCUUAAUUAAAAAGAAUGGAAACACAUGCCUAUAAGCUUGCCAAGUUGUUCUGUACUCUCGGCAGAACAGCUAUAGAUGAAGUUAGUCCACAAAGCUCAGUUUUUGCAUAAUGAUGCUCCUAAACCUCUCUGACUCCAUUGAACAGCCCUGGUUCCCUCCACUUCCAUCCAGUGUGUCAUGUAAGAUGCUGUAUUUUGGCUUCUCUGUCUUCAUUUUAUCUAGAACAUUGCUCUUCCCGCUUAAGUUUCUCCUUUGUGCAGACCUGCAGCAUCAGCAAGUUUGUCUAUAAGGAGUGUCCAUUUUGUAAAUACUUUUUGUGUCUUAGCCUAAUGCUGUUAAUUCCAAAAGGAACUAAUAAGAGUUCAGUAGGUAAGCUGUCAUGGUUUGUAAACCCCUUUCUACGAAAGGGAAAUUGACACUUGAACUUUGCUGCCAUUUUCCUCAUUAGAAGGAAAGUGAGGGGCCACCCAGUGAGGAUUUUCAAAAUCCAUCUCAUUCAAUAUUGGUCUUAGGUAACUUUAGCUUAAUAAACCCAAGCUACUAAAAUCACAUAGGUUUUUACAGUUCACAUAUGUGAGGACAUUGGGAAGACAGGAUAUUAUGAGUCAACUGCCCAAGAGCUGACCCAAGUCUGCUGCUUUGCCUUCAGUAAUGCAUGGUUCCUGACUUGCAUGGUUCCUGACUGUUCUGCUUGUUCUCAAGUAGAAAGUGGCUGCAACACACAUUUACAAAUUAAGGAAGAAAAUUAAGCUUAGAGAAUAUCAAGAUGUGAGCAUGGUAUCAAUAUUUUGACCUUAAUGGGAAUUAAUCACACUCAAUACCUGAUGGCUGGGUUUGGAAUCUCUCUUAGCUGUGAGUUCCUAUAGGACAUUAUUUUUCCACUAGUAGAAAGAGACACGGUAGUAUACUAGAGUUAUGAAGUUUUGAAAGAUUGACUGGAUAAGUAUUUUCAUUGGUAGCUAUUCUGUUCACUAAGUAACAACUACAUAUACAUUAUGGGGGGGGGGGUGCUCAGAUCUUUGUCAUGUGUCCAUGCCCCUGUCUAAACAGCACCUACACCUUAAGGGUCCAGAACCCAAUCAAUGUGUAGGUGUGCCUCAUACCCUUCAACCCAUCCACCUUGGCAGUAAGCCAGAGUAGACAUCCCAGGGGCUUUCUCACCUUUAGGUUGCUUUCCUUUUGCCUCUAUAUGUAAUCCUUGCAAAAGAUAUUCCAGGCCCAAAUUCUUAGAGGUAUGAGUGAGUAUGUGAGUGAAGCAAUAGCAGUGGCCCACAGCAAGAAAUGCCCUCAGAGUAUAAAACCGUAAAUGUCGCUCCUCUUCAAUAAUGUCACAGACUUUUUAGAAGAAAUGCUAACAAAUUAUAGUUUAAUCUAAUGCCAUGUUUUACUUAGGAUGAAGGUGUUGCUUGCAAGAGGAGUAAUUUUGUAUUAUUUUUGCUAAUACUGAUUUGGAGCUAUAAAGUAACAUUAUGGAUCCUGUGAAUUAAUUUAUAAGUAGUAAGCGUGUGAAAAUAAAUGUAUCCUUUAAGUCAAGCAGCCAAACACUGUUAUUAAAAUGUCCCUGUAUAGCAGGUAUUUAACAGUCAUAGUGUUUCAUUUCAAUUGUGAUUGUUUUUAACAGGACACUUUUUUUUUUUCAAACAUACUUUUUAAAAUGUGUUCUUUGAAAUGUAAGGUGACUUCAUGCAUGCAAAACUGAAAUGUUACUUUUGUUUCAAUAAAUUGAAACUCUUGUACACUUUCAACAAAGCUUGUGAAUUUAUAAAGAUUUUAUAUACAUCUGU
Messenger RNA from Phodopus roborovskii (desert hamster), 4811 nucleotides. It is a transcript of the gene Arhgef26, whose product is annotated as Rho guanine nucleotide exchange factor 26. NCBI's taxonomy places the organism in Eukaryota, Metazoa, Chordata, Mammalia, Rodentia, Cricetidae. The record is from RefSeq and is a predicted model, not a curated record. The coding region runs from base 369 to 2975 and encodes 868 amino acids. Gene Ontology annotation, biological process: activation of GTPase activity. The transcript is spliced from 14 exons. Gene Ontology annotation, molecular function: protein binding; guanyl-nucleotide exchange factor activity.